Molecule: messenger RNA, 2334 nt
Organism: Botrytis deweyae
Lineage: Eukaryota; Fungi; Ascomycota; Leotiomycetes; Helotiales; Sclerotiniaceae
Exons: 4
Coding region: 1-2334 (777 amino acids)
Biological process (GO): regulation of DNA-templated transcription
Molecular function (GO): zinc ion binding; DNA-binding transcription factor activity, RNA polymerase II-specific
Source: RefSeq, a predicted model, not a curated record
AUGUCUAGCCAUCAGAAAAGGAAACAAAGCCACUCUGAAGACUCUGUUUCGGAACAAGCAUGCACUCGCUGCCGUGAGCGCAAGAUUCGUUGUAGCCGAAGGCUCCCACAAUGCAAUAAUUGCGAGCAAGACGAUAGCGUGACAUGCAUUUAUCAAAAUCCUACCAAGAGAGUGAAUCACCUGAAGUCAUUAUUUGACAGCGUGAAUGGAGUCAAAGAUCGGCUGAUCAAUAUAGAAUCACAUCUCGGCCGCCUAUCUAACAACAUCGCGCAGAAUACAGAUCAGGAUAACUCUUGCUCUAACUUAUCGACCCGACAAGCAUCCAAGGGUGGAAGCUUUGAUGGGGAAGACGAUGAAGAUUGUCCGGCAAGCCCUUCCCCAUACAGCGACGACUAUGCCGACUUUCACGUCUUUCAUAAUCAGGCGGAUAGAAUAGAUUAUUAUCACGGCCCAUUGUCGUUGUUUGUUCUCUGCAAGCAAUUCCGAUCUUGCGCCGUUUCUGCAAACGAUGCUGAAUGCAAUACUGCUUUGCAAGAUAUGCUGCAGAAUUUGUGUGAAAGGGCCGGUGUAGUCGAACCAUUCCCACCCUUUGGGAGCCAGCCCGUUAUCAACCUCCUACCAAAACAACAAUUUACCACCAUUAUUGGUCAUUUCUUUCAGCAUGUUGACUGUGCAACCGAUAUUUUUGUGAAGAGCAAUCUCCUUGCCCAAGUCGAACGUAUAUACUCGCAUAAUCCUGAGCCUGGUGAUGAUGUGUGGGCCAUCUGCUUCCAGGCCAUUACAGUGCUUGUUUGGGGUAUGGAAAUUUCUGCCCAAUCAGGUAACGGUCUAUUUGGCGACUUUGCACGUUCAUUCCUUCCGAGUCGAGCUGCGCUGGUCAAUUCUCGAUUACUGACCACACCAAGACUUAUCAACGUACAGACUUUGAUACUUCUAAGCGUCGCAGCACAACAAUUUGACCCGCCGGGGUGGGCUGAGCUUAUUUUCACCAACGCUUGUGUGCUUGCAAGAACCAUGGGACUUCACCAAACACAAAUCUUUCCCGAUGAAACCAAUACAUUUGAUGCAUUGGAACGAGCAAAAGUCAUACAAUCGCUUUACGUCCGGGACAAAAGCUUGUGCACUACUCGAGGUUCUGUUUCCUGGCUGCCGACCCACGAUUGCAAUAUUGCUCCCCAAUUAAGCGCUGCAAUAGAGCGCCAUGUACCCUAUUCAGACACAAUGCAACUAGCAAUGAUUCAAGAUGAUGUUUAUCGCUUGACGCACACUGCCUCAUUUCGGACAAGCAAGUCUAGAAAACCACAAGCUUCCAAACUGUUGCGAUCCAUUGAACGCCAACUGGACCAAUAUACACAAACGUUUGGUUUUCUGAAUUGCCAGGCCUCUUUUUAUGACCCCCGCCGGUCCAUGUUGACUUUGGAGUUUCUGGCUACUCGUAUACUUGCUUUACAGCAUGGAUCUGGGCAAAAUCAUGCCGAACAAUUACGUUCCGAUGCAAGAGCCAGUUGCCUCUUAUUACUGAUAGCAAACGGAGUUCAAGAUCCUCAAGAUAUCGAUAAUUUCAACGCUCUAGCUUGUCAGAAGACCGCCACUCCCAAUCGGGACGAGAAGUCAUCCACCACUGAAGCGAACAUAGUCUCUUUUGCCAGUAUACUUGACGCCUUUCCACUGCCAGCAUUCUUCAUACUACUCAAAGACCUCCUAAAGUCCUCAGAUAAUGACCACGGGUCUAAUUCCGAUCUCGAUUUAUUGCGCAGAGUGUCUGCCUGCUAUAUACACAGCACAGAGCGGAUGCAAUCUAACAGCUAUCAUCGCAAGGUCGCCUGGACAUUCGAGCAGCUGCUUAUAAUAAUCAAUCUGAUAAAGUAUUCCGAACAGCAUCAACCAAUUUCCAUGGCUUCAACAGCAUCGAUAUCUGAUAUGAUAAUGUCUCUCAAUACCCAAACUGAAGACUUCUUCAAGAUCUCCCCCCCAGGCUCAAUAGGAGAUGGAUCAAUUUUCUCUUUCUCACCACAACCUGCUGCGAGCACGCCUUUCUCCUGGGAUAUUGGCUCAUCUCUCCCAUCUUCGUUAGGACCAUAUACACCUUUUGGCUCGGCAAAUUCAGCAGAUGCCUCAGAUGCUGGUAUAUCAGAUCUACUCAACCAGCUAAGACAAAGCGGUGCUAACGGUAGCCCGGAACAAGUUAUGACAUGGCCUGAACUGGCACCUGAACUCCCUAGGAAGCGUCUGCGAACCCAUGAAGAGCCAGGUAUCUCAACAGAGAAGAAUGGGUCGAUUCAGAUGACUUUUAAUCCUCAAGGCAAGAAGUUUUCUUCGACCAAUGUAGUUUAG